AUGUCCAGAGCCUUCCUGACCCUUGCCAGCAUUGCCGCCGCCGCAUGCGUGCAAACUGCGGUCCAAAAACCCGUACACAACGACUCCAAGAGAAAGUUCUACGAGAACGAACAGCAGGUGGUGCCUUUGCCCGGCACUGUGACGCCCAGCUCACCCGCCGAGACGGAGGUUUUGGGGCCGCGCACGCUCGUCAACGGCGUGACGGUACGCACGUUUUCGCCGCUCGAAUCGGCGCUCCGGUCCGUGCGCCAGACCGUGUUUUGUGCAUACCAGGCGUCGUUUUCGUAUUUGAACGACAAGAAACACGUGGUGCUCGAGCACGAGCGUCGUGUGACCGGCACCGUGGCCGCCUUGCAUAGCAGGCACGAGGACUUGCUCCCAAACGGAGUGUAUAUUGCCAUUGCCGGGCUUCUGGGCAACAUCAUGGCACGGAACAAAAACAUAGUGGCACGUGCCGUGUACCCGGCGGUGCUUGGCGUGGCAGCGUUCGGCUACUUCUUGCCGCAGACGUUCCGCAACACGUUUGACUUUUUGUGGCGGGCCGAGCAGCGUGUUUUGCCGCAGGUGGCCCAGCAGCAGGUGGCGGCGUACGAGCAGGCCCAUGGCUUGGUCGGGAGAGUCGAGGAAACGGCCGUUUCGGGCCAGCGGAAGGUGCACGACGGGCUCGAGAACUUGAGGCACACGGUGCUGAGGGUCACGGGCUUGAACAUCGACGAGGAGGUGCUGAAGAAAUAG
This is a messenger RNA of Metschnikowia bicuspidata var. bicuspidata NRRL YB-4993, 735 nucleotides long. RefSeq lists its product as uncharacterized. Gene Ontology annotation, biological process: cristae formation. The record is from RefSeq and is a predicted model, not a curated record. The transcript has a single exon. Bases 1 to 735 code for a protein of 244 amino acids. Gene Ontology annotation, cellular component: mitochondrial crista junction; MICOS complex. NCBI's taxonomy places the organism in Eukaryota, Fungi, Ascomycota, Pichiomycetes, Serinales, Metschnikowiaceae.